Molecule: messenger RNA, 1567 nt
Organism: Cydia pomonella (codling moth)
Lineage: Eukaryota; Metazoa; Arthropoda; Insecta; Lepidoptera; Tortricidae
Product: trypsin-2-like
Exons: 1
Coding region: 760-1536 (258 amino acids)
Biological process (GO): proteolysis
Molecular function (GO): serine-type endopeptidase activity
Source: RefSeq, a predicted model, not a curated record
AAAAUCAAAGGUGAUUUGUUAAGAUUUAGUUAGUGGAAACCGUUUUCUCCCGAAAUGGAAAUAGAAUCGCUAUUCUUCCCUCUUAAUGAAACGCUAGAAAGCCUUGGAACAGAAGUUCCAUUGUGAAUUUUAAAAGGUUUUUCUUUAAUUGUGAGACUUGUCUUUUGUUACAAUUGUCUCGAUGAGUACGAAAAAAUAUGAAUUAAAAAAUGAUUUUGAUGAGUAUUGAAAAUAUGAUGAGUUGCCUGUGGAACAAGUACUGUCAGCGAUAAAUUCUGGUACCAAACAUGAAAUUUAGCCCAAAACUUUUUUUAUUAAUAAGGUGUGUGUUCGCGCUAAAAUUAUAGAGCGGUAGUCUCCUUCCUCAUUAAGCAUAUACUUUCGUUAAUUCAAUUCAAGCUGUUUUGAAACUACGAAUCAGCGAUUUUAUUGCAGGAUUAAAAAUGUUUUGCUCAUUUAAUUACUGAUGGGCGUUGGGUUUGCCAAAGAGUUGUGGUAAUUAAUAUUGUUUCUUUUUAUUAUUUACAUAUCUAUUAAGUACCAAAUCACCAAACUUAAAAUCAGAAACAUAACGGAAAACUUCGAAAAAUAAUACAUAUAUUUUAUUUUUAUUGAUUUAUUGAAAUUGACUUCGAUAAUGAAAUGCCAUAAAAAGGAAGAAAUAAAACUGAUACAGCAUUUUAUUUUUAUUGGUCUGUUUUGAAUUUGGUUUACAAUACAAUCGCAUUAAAAAUAAAAGUAAAUUUUCAUUACUUAAAAAUGUAUUUCUUAUUUAUUCUAGCAAUACUUGUAAAGUUAAGUGCGAAUAAGGCUCCUAGCCGUGGAGACUUGAGGGUGUAUAAAGGUGGGUACGACACGCAUAAUGAGUUCCCGUUCGCUGUGCUUUUGCAAAGGAAGCACCCUCCGGCCAGGUUUUGUACCGGCAGCCUUAUAGCGGAAGACUGGGUCCUCACAGCAGCCCACUGUGUUCAAAUUUCUGUGUUACUUAUGGUCAUCAGAUAUGGAGACUUCACAAAGCCGGCAAACGAAACGAAGUUGUAUUCAAGCGUGAUCAAAAUAUACGCUCACCCUUCCUACAAUCAAAUAUUUGCGUUAAAUGAUAUAGGCCUAAUUUUCAUUGAAAAAAUACCCAGAAAGAACCAUGCAAAACUGCUGGCGGUCGAUUAUAAAACUUUGAUCGGAUUACAUGUUAAAUACGCUGGUUUUGGAUAUAUAUUCAAGCAUUUGUUUGAGAAGAAUUCGGAAGAAAAAAGGAAAACCGAAUUAAAUUCUCUUAAAACUGGCGAAGGCAUUGUAACUCGUUGUGAAAUUUAUUAUGCGACUUUCAACGUGUUAUGUAUAGCGCCGAAGUGUUCGAACAAGAAGCAGCAGGCCCGCCCGGGGGACUCCGGAGGGCCGCUGGUGUAUGAUGGGCGAGUCAUUGGAGUAGCUAGAAGUAUUUCAUUUUUCAAUCCUAUUUCACAUUAUACUCCUGUAAGCCUAUAUUUAGAAUGGAUUCAAAACACCAUACGCUUUAAUGAUGAUGAUAAAGUAUGAUUAUAAAGUUUCCCCAAUUAGGUUAUCCCAG